AUGGCUACCACAACUGAGACCAUAACUCUGCCGUACGUUCAGGCGCCGGAAACGUCUGCGUCUCUGGACUGGGCAGACCUCGUUUCCUUGGAUCUCUCCAAGUUCGACCUCCCAGGCGGUAAACAAGAACUGGCAUCGGAUCUGGCGAAUGCAAUUGACAAGAUUGGAUUCUUCUCCGUCGUCAAUCAUGGCCUGAGCCGAGAAGACAUCGACACCCAGUUCGCGUUAGCCUCGUCAGUUCUUGGCCUCUCUGACGCAGACAAGGCACCAUACCGAGCGGCCCUCGAAGCUGGAGACUACAACGGAUGGAAGCCGGCCGGUACCCGAGAGCUCAUCCCCGGUGUCCGUGACAACUUCGAGAUCUACAACAUUCCGAAGUUCAUACCUGAGCACGCUCAACGUCCCCACCCAGAUGUCGUCAGAGAGCAUUGGAAGACGAUCGAGGGAUUUUCGAAAUACGUACACUACAACAUCGUGAGAAAGCUUCUGGUGAUCUUCGCACUGGCGCUCGGACUCGAGGAUGAGGAGUGGUUUGUGAAGAGACAUCGAUACGAAAGGAGCAGCGGGGAUCACCUGAGGUACAUGAAGUACUAUGCCAGGAGUGAAGAUGAGAACAAGAAGCUUGAUGGGGUGUGGUUGAAAGGUCAUUCGGACAUGGGCAGCUUGACCUUGCUCUUCCGCCAGCCCGUAGCGGCGCUCCAAGUGCUGACCAACGAAGGCACUUGGAAAUGGGUGAAACCACAGACCGAUGCCUUGACCGUCAACAUCGCCGACGCGCUGCAAUUCCUCACGAACGGGUACCUCAAAUCCAGCAUCCACCGAGUCGUCGCACCCCCGAAAGACCAAGCGUACAUCAACCGAUUAGGCGUGAUCUACAUGGUCCGGAUCGAAGACGACACGGAGCUCGUCCCGAUAACCGAGUCUCCCGUCCUGCAGGAGCGCGGGCUGGCGGAUGGCGCAGUGCUGGGCAAUGACGGGAAGCCAGUAAAGGCCGGCGAAUGGGUUCGGGAACGAAUAAUCAAGAACCUGGGAAGCACGAGCACAGCCGCGGGUGACAAUGCCGUCGACGACCUUGAGGUCAUCAAGGGAGUCAAGAUGAAGUACUUUGACUGA
Colletotrichum karsti is the source of this 1113-nucleotide messenger RNA. Its product is annotated as 2og-fe oxygenase. The transcript is spliced from 4 exons. Gene Ontology annotation, molecular function: dioxygenase activity. Lineage: Eukaryota; Fungi; Ascomycota; Sordariomycetes; Glomerellales; Glomerellaceae. The record is from RefSeq and is a predicted model, not a curated record. The coding region runs from base 1 to 1113 and encodes 370 amino acids.